UCUUGAAGCAUUUUACCAGUGCUAAUCGUAGCAGUUCUUAGUCAUUCCAAACAUUCUGAUUGCAUGUUCCAAGACAUUAUCUCGCCUCGUCUAAGGUAUGACGGUGAAGAAUAGCCUUCACUCGUACCAAGUGCAGUAGGGGUGGGUAUAAAGAACACUGUGCUCAACUGUCCGAUGUCGCUGAGGAUUACAGGGUUCAAAAGGACCAACAACAUCUGAUUCGAGCACUCAUCCACCAUGAAAGUGAAUCCCACAUACGAAACCGCUUCCUUCAAGUCUAUAAUGAAGAAACUCAUUGACACUCCAGAAGCCUUCAUCCCAGAUGACCUCCGGGCUGCUUUCCACUACCUAUUGACACCAGAUUUACUUCCGCCAGAGCAGAUCGGAGCAUUAUUGAUUGCGCUCCAUCUCCGCCAUGUCGAAAGGAAGUCAGAGCUCUUGACAGCAGCUGCAUGCCUGCUGCGUGAACGGGCUCUCACAGCCGUAGUUGAAGGUGGUAAGGAAGAUUUUGUGGUGGAUAUAGUUGGCACCGGUGGAGACGGGUACAAUUUGUUCAAUGUUAGCACAGCUGCGGGAAUAGUAGCGGCGGGUGCUGGUGCGCGAGUAAUCAAGCAUGGAAAUAAGGCUUCCACGUCUUCCUCUGGUUCUGCGGAUCUUUUGGAAGCAUUAGGCUGCAAUUUUAUUCGGCCCGGGGGUGCUUGCGAUACCCAAGCAGGCCAGAUAAUCCGUCGUAUGCCAUUCUCAUUCAUUCUUGCGCCGCAAUACCACCCAACACUGGCAACGAUCGCGCCCUAUCGCAAGGCCCUUCCUUUCCGAACAAUAUUCAACGUCCUCGGACCGCUGAUUAGCCCUGCGCAGCCGAAGGGUAUGGUCCUUGGAGUUCCUCAGCCCGAACUUGGUUUAUCAUUUGCAAAAACACUCAAGGACAGUGGAGUGAUACGUGCACUGGUCGUGUGCGGACAAGAGGGGAUUGAUGAAAUUAGUUGUGCUGGGCCGACCUGGGUAUGGGAACUACGGGAUGGAAGAAUAUCUGAAAGUGUCCUGUGUCCAGAGACAUUCGGAUUCAAUCCCUAUCCCCUCCAAGCAGUGAGAGGUGGUGGCCCAGAUACUAACGCAGAAACUCUGGAAAUUUUGCUUCGCUCGGGGGAGAACAUUCCUCUGUCAAAGAGGCCGCUCCUGGAUUUUGUGCUAAUGAAUGCAUCUGCAUUAUUGGUAGUGUCUGGGUUGGCUGACACAUACAUCGAUGGGGUCAAGAUUGCGUACGAAGCCGUCAUUUCUGGAAAAGCAUGGUGCGCAUUAGAAACUUUUCGGGAUAGCCUCAAGGUUCAGGCCCAAGCCCUGGAGACCCGAGGCGACUUAGAGCAGCGGCGCAGACACUGA
This is a messenger RNA of Lentinula edodes (shiitake mushroom), 1380 nucleotides long. RefSeq names its product glycosyl transferase family, a/b domain-containing protein. The record is from RefSeq and is a predicted model, not a curated record. Gene Ontology annotation, cellular component: cytosol. Lineage: Eukaryota; Fungi; Basidiomycota; Agaricomycetes; Agaricales; Omphalotaceae. The coding region runs from base 238 to 1380 and encodes 380 amino acids. The transcript has 2 exons. Gene Ontology annotation, molecular function: anthranilate phosphoribosyltransferase activity. Gene Ontology annotation, biological process: L-tryptophan biosynthetic process.